AUGGGUUAUGUUGGCGUACGGCGUACCCGCGUUUUACUCGCGCGCACCUGAGACGCGCUCGUUAUUUACGCGUUGUUUUCCUUGUCUCGCUUUUGCGCCAAAAACGCUACCCGAUUAUCGCCCGUGAUUCUUAGUGAAUUCGGAGCUCGGCAUCAUACGUCGCGCGUUUUUCCCGUCGAUCUAUUGUCAAAAUCAGCUGCCAUUGUUGGCUUUGGCGCUCUUCUCCUCCUCUAUUUUUAUUCGCCAUGCUAGAUCGCUAGCCAACGAACCGUUAUUGUGUCUUUGUACUCGCUUAGCACCGAAUGCGUUUUUUUUUUUUUUUUCGCGAUUUAAUACUAUGAAAUUUUGUUUCCUCACUUUCUGUCGGUUUUGCUUAUGUGAGAAGAAAUUGUUAGUGGAAGUGUACAGACACGUUUGAUAUUGAGAUAUAUACUUAAUUAUGGUUCUUAAAAACUCUUCUUAACUAAUGUAUAUUACACUUAGAUAAAAUUUGACCUGACAAAGCCUUUAAUUCCUUGAGAAACGUUGGUUUCAUAUGAACUAUAUUUUGUAAUAUUAUUAUAUUAAUAUAUUUUAUGUUGUAGAGUUUACAGUAAAUACACUUUAACAAAGAAGUCUACAUUAAUAAAGCAUUUAUUAAUAGACAAUGCAUACUUUAGAACUACUUUUUUAUGUUAUACAUGAUUCCAUGAAUAUGUUUUUAUUGAUGGUGUUUAAAGAUAUGUCACAGGACGCAUGUCAGAAGGCUGAGAUUCCAAUUUAUGUAUAUAAGGCUGAGACAAGAAAAUGCCAAAAUAAAGAAUUCCACAGUAGAAUUGGUUUGAGAGAUAAGUGGGCAGUAAAUGUAAUCAGGAACAUAAUAGAGAGCAAGGAAGAAAGGUAAGAACAAAAGUAGUAAAUGCAGUGGCUGAGGGAACAAUGGAUCCAGCAAUGUAUGUCACAUAUUCUCCCCAAACAAAUGGAGUUCCGUUGGAGUCCAAACUUGCUACCUACAUGAAUCGUCAGAGUCCUGCUAUAGGAUUGAACACAAGUUCAGUGACUAAGCAUUUGUCCAAUCUUUCUCUGGACUCACAAAAGAAGAUAACUGCUAGUCCCGAAUUUGUGCCAGGAAGAAGCCUUGCGGGCAGCAAUAGCAGCUCGCCAAAUCUCUUUAACAACUCCUACACACAUUCGCAAGAGAAUGUGGGUGGCACUACGUACUUUUAUUUCGGAAAUGCCACCAGUGAUGCUGUUGGAGCAGAAGAUGGAACUGAGAUCGGACCUGUAACAGCAGGCCAGAUCGGUUAUGUGUAUCCGGGCACACCUUCGCAUCUACAACCUAUAAAACCUGCCAAACCACCCUCAUCUAAUAAUUCUUCUGCCCCUUCUACACCUCCUCCUCAAGCUGCCCCUAGUUUUUUUGUGAGUGAGAGUUUGCGGUUGGACAUUCUCCAAAAAAAUGCAUUGACAUUGACACAACCAGAUGUAGUAAGAUUUCCCGACUUGCCUAAUGAGGUUGAUAAUUAUCACGAGCUGUGCCCUUUAGAGCCAAUACAUAAACCUGCCUCGACAGUUCUCGGGUAUCAGACUUCUACGUACAAAGCUACCAAUAUCAAGACUGGCACUCGUUACUGUUUACGUCGUGUACAUGAUUUUCGACUUGCCAAUACAAAAUGUAUGGUAUUGGUUGACAUGUGGAAACGACUGUCUCACACAAAUCUGGUUCAAUUGAGGGAAGUUUUCACCACUAAAGCAUUUGGUGAUCAUUCCAUGGUUUUCGUAUACGAUUAUCACCCUGCUUCGGAGACUUUAUUGAAUAAACAUUUCUCUUCGACCGAGCUCAACGGUUAUACGGAUCCGUUCUCCUCAGACCCCAACGCGCCACGGCCUUAUAGUCACACCAAAAACACUAUCCUGAGACAGCAGCAUAGCAGCAUGCUGCCGGAAAGUGUUAUUUGGAGUUACAUUAUUCAACUCACUGCCGCAUUUCGUGUCAUUCAUGCUGCUGGCUUGGCGUAUAGAUGCUUAGAUCCCACCAAGGUACUACUUACAUCGAGAACGCGACUUCGUUUGAGCUGUGUCGCUAUACCAGAUGUAGUUACUCUUGAUGGGAACGCUGCAAAUCCUCUCACCCUCAUUCCACAUUAUCAGCAAGAGGAUUUAGUAGCACUCGGCAAGUUGGUUUUAGCUCUAGCAUGUCGAAGCCUUAUCGCCGUCCAUCGCGACAAUAUGUCAGCUUCUAUCGAGCUGAUUACACGUUCCUACUCUACUGACCUUCGAAAUCUCAUCCUGUACUUGCUGUCAAAUCAACCCCGUAAGAGCGUCACAGAUCUCAUGCCGAUGAUUGGUGCGCGAUUUUACACGCAGUUGGAUGCCGCUCAAUUACGGUUGGAUGUUUUGGAGAACGAACUUGCCAAGGAGUUAGAGAACGGACGGCUAUUUAAAUUACUGGUCAAAUUGGCAACAAUCAAUGAAAGACCGGAACUCAAUAUGGAACCUACAUGGGCGGAAACGGGCGAUCGCUACAUGCUCAAACUGUUUAGAGAUUAUGUGUUUCAUCAAGUGUCAACUGACGGAAGACCUUGGUUGGAUCUGGCGCAUGUCGUAGCUUGUCUAAAUAAGUUGGAUUCGGGCUCGCAGGACAAGGUAUGCCUCAUGUCACGAGAUGAACAGAGUAUUUUAGUGGUAAGUUUUGCAGAGCUGCGACAAUGUUUGGAAACGUCAUUUGGAGAAUUGGUACAAUCUACAAAGGAUACUGUCUAAAAAUCCUCAAUAGCGCAUACUCCGAACCAUGAAUGUGAUAUCAUCACUUAGCGGUACUAUCAUUUUACUCUUUAUCGAAAUAUUGGAGAGUGAGAACUGCGUCGAAUUGUAUUUGAUGGUGUAAGAAAAUAACGCGCAACUCAGUUUUGUACACAUAAUUUUGAAUCGUCGAAUUAGGGUACGAAUCACGCAUCAAAAAUGCGGUGCAUUUAGAAUGUAAGGCGAUAAAAAAAAAAACUUCAGAUCUUUAAGUCGAUAGGAAUCCCAACGGGGUCCUGAAAUUUUUGGGUUUUUUGGAUUUUCUAAUUUUUGGAUCUUAGGAUCUUUAGACUUCGGAAUUCUUGUAUAUUAUAAUAAUAUUCGGUUUGUACAUUUUCUGUGGAUUUUUUUCGAAGUCUAUUAUUAUUAUUAUUAUUAUUAUUAUUAUUAUUAUUAUUAUUAUUUUGUAGUCUUUGACCUUUUAAAGGUUCUGAAUUCUUAUAUCUAUCGAUCCUUGGAUCUGUGAAGCUUGAUCUCUUGGGAACUUUUUGAAAAGUGCGAAGAAUGUCAUGUGAUUUCAUGAAUCAGCUUUAGCUAAGCUGAAUUCGCUGUAAAGCCCAUUAAGGUACUAUACAAAAAUUGUACACAAACUUAAUAAUGCGGUAUAAAUUCUUAAGGAAUCUUAAGACAACACCUAAACACACUCGGUGUCCUCUAGGAUAGAAAUCUUAGUUUUUAGAAUACAGCAUUAAUGGUAAGCAUUAAUUUUGAAAUAAAUGUUUAUUUUUGA
Molecule: messenger RNA, 3511 nt
Organism: Pseudomyrmex gracilis
Lineage: Eukaryota; Metazoa; Arthropoda; Insecta; Hymenoptera; Formicidae
Gene: PAN3
Product: PAB-dependent poly(A)-specific ribonuclease subunit PAN3
Exons: 8
Coding region: 919-2742 (607 amino acids)
Biological process (GO): protein phosphorylation; nuclear-transcribed mRNA poly(A) tail shortening; mRNA processing
Cellular component (GO): PAN complex; P-body
Molecular function (GO): ATP binding; poly(A) binding; protein kinase activity
Source: RefSeq, a predicted model, not a curated record